UUUGUAGAGUGAGCUUGUGUUAGUAAUAGCCCCAAAUCCGAUAUUUGUACCAAUUAUGGCCGAGAAGACUGGGGAAGAGAAAGCUCCAAGCUCUCCAGAAAACCUGACGUGUCCACUAUGUCUUGAUAUCUUCGACGAGGCAACAAACCUGACUUCAUGCGGACACACCUUCUGUCGGAAAUGUCUCAAGAACUAUGACCUGUCCCACCAAGACCUUGGUCACAUGAUCUGUCCUCUCUGCAGGAAUACCACCGAGUUGUCUGCGAACCGUGUCGAUGAUUUCCUCACCAACGUGACGGUCAACGGACUCGUAGACGAUUACCACGCCAAGUGUGGAGGGAUGAAUGCUGUCCUCGAGACGCGUCCAAAAUGCACUGCAUGCAAGUUUCAGCGAGAUGCUGUCUCAUUCUGUGAAACGUGUAAUUUCUAUAUGUGCACUAAUUGCGACUGCAGCCAUGAGCAGUCACACUUUGAAGGUCACGAGAUUGUAUCCAUACAAGAUAUCAUCAACGGGAAGGUCAGCGUUGGUCAUCAAUCCGAGAAGUGCUGCAUCCACAAACAAGAGAACAAAGAUAUGUUUUGUGCGGAUUGUAAGGUCCACGUCUGUUUCAAGUGCGUCAUCGUCGAUCAUCAAAUUCACAAAAUCAAGAAUCAGGUUCAUUUCGAGCAGGAGUUACGGCUUAAGGUGAACGACCUAGUCCAGCGUUGUGCCACUAAGAAAUCAGAACUGGAGAAGAACAUUCAGAAUGUGGAAGUACAACGCCAUGAAGUAUACACUGCCGUGCAGAGAUUACUAGACGAUGUCGGUCAAGCCUACAGAAUCAAGGCAAAAAAGCUUGAAGAAAAUCAUCGGAAUCUCAUCGAGAGCAUCAAUGCAGUAAAGCGGAGUUUCGAUGACGACCUCAACGUCUUGAAAUCCAACGAUCGAAAGAGGAUCAAGGGUAUUUGUAGUUCAAUAACACUGGUAGAUAAUGACAGACUGCGUCGUCUUGAGACAGACAGUUUGACAGCUCAUACCUUGCUCUGUGAGGAGCUGGAUGCCAUGCUGAAGGAGGCUACCGAUCACACUUCUGCGGCAGCCAUUACGAAGAAAGCACAGGAGAAGAGGUACAAGCCUGCAGAUGAUACUCGUCUUGACCUCGGGAGCAUCACAGAAUCAACUACUGGUCACACUUCUGUUGCAGCCAUUACGAAGAAAGCACAGAAGAAGACGUCCCAGCCUGCAGAUGAUAUUGAUCUGGGCAUCGGGAGCAUCUCAGAAUCAGUUCACAAAUUGCAAGUCAUUCAGUGUGUAGAUCUACGGGGAGAUAUGUGGGGAAUGACCCAUUACUCUGAUGACAGCGUGGCUAUCGGAUAUGGUGAAACACAUGGUGUAGAUAUCAUUGACUCGGCUGGUAAACAAGAGCAGUAUGCAAACAUACCAAGUAACAUCGUGUGUUAUGAUCUUGUGUUUCAAAAUGAUAGGUCGGUAUGCAUAUCGACUGGUACCAAUGAAGCACACAUAUAUUCUCCCAAUGAAUCCAGAAAAUCAACCAUCCAUGUGAAAAACAGUUGCUAUACUAUCAGAAUAAACAGAAGUCAAUCAGAUGAAAUCCUCAUCUCUAACAGUGAGAAGCAAGUCUAUAUCUAUGACCCGACAGGAUCUACUCUCAAACACACUAUUCCAACAAAACACAACAUUACGAGGCAGGUAUCUGCCACCAGGUCGGGUUUGCUCGUCACGAGUUCAUGUAAUUACAUCGACUCAAGCGUAGUGAUGGUCUAUGACAGGGUUGGGAAUGCUGGUAAGUCUCUACAAGCUCCAGGCGAUAUCUACCUGUAUGCUGCCGUGGAUGAGCAGGACAGGGUGUAUGUAGCGAGUGUUGAUUUUAAGAAUGGUAACGUGAUGAUGAGGCUCUAUGACCUUGAUGGUUUGAACCUGAAGGAGAGAGUUGAGUUCAAGGUACCUAAUCUGAAGCCUAGUUAUGAUUGUUGUUACUUGGUUUCCCUCUCCCCAAACAUGCUCGCGUUUGCUUAUGACAAGAAGUUGUUUUUUAUCAAGGUAUCACUGUAA
Molecule: messenger RNA, 2053 nt
Organism: Strongylocentrotus purpuratus (purple sea urchin)
Lineage: Eukaryota; Metazoa; Echinodermata; Echinoidea; Camarodonta; Strongylocentrotidae
Exons: 2
Coding region: 56-2053 (665 amino acids)
Biological process (GO): positive regulation of DNA-templated transcription
Cellular component (GO): chromatin; nucleoplasm
Molecular function (GO): zinc ion binding; protein binding; ubiquitin-protein transferase activity
Source: RefSeq, a predicted model, not a curated record